Mytilinidion resinicola is the source of this 522-nucleotide messenger RNA. RefSeq lists its product as uncharacterized. The record is from RefSeq and is a predicted model, not a curated record. Lineage: Eukaryota; Fungi; Ascomycota; Dothideomycetes; Mytilinidiales; Mytilinidiaceae. The transcript has a single exon. Bases 1 to 522 code for a protein of 173 amino acids.
AUGGCAUCUCCAAUCGUCAGCAAGCAGGCUGAGACGGGCUCCGUGAAGUUUCCGCAUACCCUUCAAAGGCGACUAGCACUCAAAGACUUUUCUUUCAAUGAAACGCAAGCACUUGUAGUGGUGGCAGUUGUCACCUUCAGCGUUCUCAUAAUCGUUUCGUGUUUCGGAUGCUUCCUGCUUUGGAGAAGACGGUGUAUUCAACGAUGCUGCCACUCGAUCGACGAUAGCCAGCGAAUCGAGAGUAUUGAGCUUGGCAUAUCACUUCAGCGACUUUACGACGUGAUCCGCGCAAACUCGAUCCUACAAAGAUCGCGAGUAUCUCUGCCAGAGCCUGCAGCGGCUGGAACGCACACGAUCCGAACGGCUGCUCAAAGACCUACGAGUACUCAGCCCGAACCGUGGCACGCAUGGAAUGCGUAUCGAUCGAUGACGAGCUCUCAACCUCUAAAUACGGUACCGGAGGCUUCGAGUGCUGAGUUCGAUCUAUUCUCUUUGGACAUUGCCGAUGCCAGAGUAGUCUAA